Messenger RNA from Scaptodrosophila lebanonensis, 1199 nucleotides. RefSeq names its product homeobox protein vex1 (gene lms). The coding region runs from base 54 to 1199 and encodes 381 amino acids. Gene Ontology annotation, biological process: animal organ development; regulation of transcription by RNA polymerase II. The transcript has 3 exons. Gene Ontology annotation, cellular component: nucleus. NCBI's taxonomy places the organism in Eukaryota, Metazoa, Arthropoda, Insecta, Diptera, Drosophilidae. Gene Ontology annotation, molecular function: DNA-binding transcription factor activity, RNA polymerase II-specific; RNA polymerase II cis-regulatory region sequence-specific DNA binding. The record is from RefSeq and is a predicted model, not a curated record.
UGUUUUUCCGCUGGCACCGGAAAGUGGAAAAGAUAUACAUACAUAUAGUCGCAAUGAAUACGCAAUCUGUAGUACGCCGAUAUCCGCACAGUUUCUCGAUCGAACAGAUUUUAGCCAAACCCGACACGCGAAGCACCAACAAUAUCGACAAUGCGAUAAAUAGUGAAAAUAGUAACCGGAGUUCCGAUGUAUCAUCUCGUGUAUCCAGUCCAGCUACAUCGAGUUGCGUUGAAGAUGGCCUGGAUGAUGGCAAAAGCGAUAUAGCUUCAGAUGAUGGCUUUGCCCCCAACGAUGAUCGCAAGAAGAGACCACGUACUGCCUUCUCGGCGGCACAAAUUAAGGCGCUUGAGACGGAGUUCGAGCGAGGAAAAUAUUUAUCAGUGGCGAAACGCACGGCACUGGCCAAGCAGCUGCAUUUAACGGAGACGCAAAUCAAGAUUUGGUUCCAGAACCGUCGUACCAAAUGGAAGCGCAAGUACACCGCUGAUGUGGAAACCCUUGCCUCCCAUUACUAUGCUCAGCUUGGUAUUGGAGGUCUGGCGCGUCCCAUGGUUGUGGGAGAUCGUUUGUGGCUGUUCAGUCAAACGCCCGCCGGUCCAACGCCCAUACAGUCGAUCAUGCUGAAUGGCGGCGGUACGGCGCCACCGAUGGCCUCGGCCACUAUGCGUCCAUAUGCUGCCAGCACCACAAUGCCGACACUUCCAGGUCCUAGUGUUAUGGAGAGCGCCCGUAAUGCUAUUCUGUCACGUGGACAGCCACUGAACUUCACACUUCCCUUCAGCGUGGCAAAGCAUCCAGGUACGGCAACCACAGCCAGUUAUAUUCCACGUUGUAAGUCCUAUAGUGGCUAUGCAGAUUAUGCGGUGCCUUCACUUGGCAAUAGCGACUACCAACGCGACGAAGCAUAUUUGCAACUGAAGUACGCAGCUCUGCCGCCGGAAACAGAAACUGCGAGCAGCAAUGGACUGGCCGAGCUGGAGCGGGUCUUCGGCGAUUCUAAUGCAAAUUUCCUGGAACACAAAAAUGCAACGACGGGCACAACAGGCACCGCGUGCAAAGCUGCCUGUGGCUACGGACAUGAUGGCUUGGCGCAUGCCCAACGCAGCCGCCGACCCACACACACUGACUCUGAGUGCAGCGAAAUCGAUUGCGAGCACAUCGAUGAGGAUGAAGAUGAUGACUGCGAUACUGUGGAAUAA